Branchiostoma floridae (Florida lancelet) is the source of this 879-nucleotide messenger RNA. RefSeq names its product adenosine receptor A2a-like. The record is from RefSeq and is a predicted model, not a curated record. Lineage: Eukaryota; Metazoa; Chordata; Leptocardii; Amphioxiformes; Branchiostomatidae. The transcript has 3 exons. The coding region runs from base 85 to 519 and encodes 144 amino acids. Gene Ontology annotation, cellular component: membrane.
GUGUGCCUGACAGGAGCGCUGCUGACGGCCUGCUGUACGCUGCCGUUCCUGCGCUCAGAGCCGCCCUUCUUCUACUCCGCCCCCAUGUACUGCGUCAGCCACGCCAUCGUGUCCGGGUUGUUGGGAUGCCUGUUCUUUAUGACCGCUGGUUCUCUCGCUACUUACUCCCAGGUGAGGAUCUACCUGGAGGCACGGCGGCACUUGCGCGCCAUCCAGGCGGGGAACAUCAGCGGAGACUCCGCCGAGGACAUUCGGAAGAAAAUCAAGAGCGCAGUGACCACCACCGCUGUCGUGGCCAUCUGGUGGCUGUCAGAGUUCCCUCUCAUCACUGUGGAGACCAUUCGGGUCACGGCGCCCCACACGACCUCUGUGAGCUGGCAGGUGGCACACCGCGUCAGCCGGUUCGCCUACUUCAUCUCCACCUGCAGCAACCCCAUCGUGUUCGCCUUCAGAAACAGGCAGUUCCGACAUGCCUUCAAGAAGCUGCUGCGUCCACGGGCGGUCCACAGCUUCAACUGAAAAGCAAGGCCAAUACCAGGGAGAUACUGCAAUGUUCAGGUUACUGUGCUGGUAGCCAAUGGUUGAUUUGACAUUUUACGGAGAUUUUACGACAAACGGUGUAACUCAAAGACGAAGAAUGAAAAAUUCAUUACACAUAAAGUAUCUUAUUUGCUGGAUCCGGCAGAAUAAAUUGACAAAUGCACUUUUUUUUUCAAAUCUAACAUGUGACAUUUGCAUCAGUUAACAUGAUAACGAUAACGGCGCCCAUGAAAACAGGGUUAUUGCAUUUAGAAAUUCUAUGAUUGUCAGUUGGUCCUCAGUGCGUCAAAUUUCUUCUGUCAAUGUUAUUAUUAUAUUCAAUGUUAUGUUAAAAGGGGU